Pollicipes pollicipes is the source of this 1043-nucleotide messenger RNA. RefSeq names its product mediator of RNA polymerase II transcription subunit 15. NCBI's taxonomy places the organism in Eukaryota, Metazoa, Arthropoda, Thecostraca, Pollicipedomorpha, Pollicipedidae. The record is from RefSeq and is a predicted model, not a curated record. The annotation marks the transcript as partial. The transcript has 7 exons.
ACGGCGUGGUGAGAUGUGUGCGUAGUUCCGGCCGUUUCGGCGUGGGGCUGUAGGGUCUCGCUGGGUGGUCGUGCCGGCAAUUGGGGAGGGAAGUGGGAUCUGCGGCCGUCUUAACUCAAACUUGUGAGGGGGCUGGAUUUCAUAUCAAAAUGCCAAGUACCUCCCAAACCAGUCCUCAACAGCAACAGCAGCAGCAACAGCAGCAGCAACAACAGCAGCAACAGCAACAGCAGCAACAACAGCAACAGCAACAACAGCAACAGCAAGCACAGCAGCAACAACAACAGCAGAUCAUUGCAUCAUCUGGAGUCCCUAUCACAUUUGAUGGACAGGAGGCCACAUUCAUUCCAGCAGGGGCUCAUGGAAAUCUGGUCUCUGGAGCCCAGUUUUUGUCUGGAGCUCAGCUGGUGAGGCCACAGAGCCUGAUAGGCUCCAAUGUGGUGCAGAAUGUCGGAGGUCAAGCCAUCUCUCUUAGUCCAGCUAUCAACGAUCGACAAACCCCCACCCUGUGUGGCGCAGGUCGCCAGCUGCAGGUGCAGACUCCGAAUGGGAUCCAGCUGGUGCAGUUGCCAGUGCAGCAGAGCAUGCAGACUAUCUCAGUGCAGAUCCCCAUGUCAGCAGCCAAUGGGCAGACAGUGCUGCAGACAGUGCAGCUGCCAGUGGCGUCCGCGGGUGGCCAGCAGAUCCAGCUGAUGCCGCAGAUCCAGAUCCCGCAGUACGCGCAGAUGCUGACGCCGACGGGCCAGAUCCAGCAGGUGCAGGUGGUGCCGGCCCACCACCUGGCCUCGCUGCAGGCGGCAGUAGCCGCCACCCCGGCCGCCGCCAGCAGCCAGCCGACCAGCCUGUCCACCACCACGUCCACGACGAGCGUGAUGGGCACGGCCCAGUCGUCGGCGGCCGAGGAGGGCAAGGAGGCCGGCGCCGAGGCGGCCGGCCAGGGCCUGGCGCUGCAGCUGGCGCAGGCCGGCCUCAUCGGCGGCCAGCAGACCAUCACCGUACAGGGUCCGAACGGCACGCAGCAGCAGCUGGCCGUGUGGGCGCCG